AAGAAGAAUUCUAAGCAGACAUAUAAAGACUUAUACAAUCCUAGUAAUUCAGAUAAUUCAAAUUCUGAAAUAUUUCUUUCAUUAAUCAUAAAGUAUGUUUUUGUAUCUAAUAAAGAAUAUACUCAAGCUAAUGCCAUUUGGAUACAAGCAAUCCAAAAGCUAAAUGCUGAAGAUAAUGAGGAUAACACUGUUUUGCAAAAAGGUUCUGCAAGUUCUUCUGCAAGUUUUCUUGCAAUAUCAGAAGCAGCGGUUCAAGAAAACUAUGAUGAAUUAUCUA
Messenger RNA from Racocetra persica, 277 nucleotides. NCBI's taxonomy places the organism in Eukaryota, Fungi, Glomeromycota, Glomeromycetes, Diversisporales, Gigasporaceae. The record is from the annotation of a GenBank genome assembly.